Messenger RNA from Archocentrus centrarchus (flier cichlid), 4122 nucleotides. Its product is annotated as ras/Rap GTPase-activating protein SynGAP-like. Bases 38 to 3703 code for a protein of 1221 amino acids. Lineage: Eukaryota; Metazoa; Chordata; Actinopteri; Cichliformes; Cichlidae. Gene Ontology annotation, biological process: regulation of GTPase activity. The record is from RefSeq and is a predicted model, not a curated record. The transcript is spliced from 18 exons.
UCGCAGGGCAAGUUUUGCCUCUGCAAGACAGUCAAGCAUGGAAACUCCUCCCAAUACGACCCCACAGCCUUUCAGACAGCCGAGUUUUCUCAAUCGAAGGUUGAAGGGUUCCAUCAAGAGGGCAAAAAGCCAGCCCAAACUCGACCGGACCAGCAGCUUCAGACAAAUGAUUUUGCCUCGGUUUCGUAGUGCUGACCAAGAAAGGACUCGCUUGAUGCAGAGCUUCAAAGAAUCCCACUCCCACGAGUCUCUACUUUCUCCUAGCAGUGCCGCAGAGGCUUUGGACCUAGUUUUGGAUGAAGACGCCAUAAUCAAACCUGUCCAUUCUAGCAUUUUAGGACAAGAGUACUGCUUUGAGGUAACCACCAGUUCAGGGACAAAAUGUUUUGCCUGCCGUUCAGCUUCAGAAAGAGACAAAUGGAUCGAAAACCUGCAACGAGCUGUCAAGCCAAACAAGGAUAACAGCAGACGGGUGGACAAUGUGCUUAAGUUGUGGAUCAUCGAAGCGCGAGACCUUCCAGCUAAGAAACGCUAUUAUUGUGAGCUGUGUCUGGAUGACAUGCUGUAUGCACGCACCACCAGCAAGCCCCGCACUGACACCGUCUUCUGGGGCGAGCAUUUUGAAUUUAACAAUUUGCCUACCAUUCGUAGCCUUCGUUUGCACCUCUACAAGGAAACAGAUAAAAAAAGACGCAAGGAAAAAAGCACAUACAUUGGCCUUGUUAGCAUCCCCAUAUCCAGCAUUACAGGCAGGCAGUUCGUUGAGCAGUGGUACCCGGUGAUACAAUCCAGUGUUCUGGCCAAAAGUGGUGGUGUUGGAAGUACCAAAGUUAUCAACGCCUCACUACGUAUCAAGUCUCGCUACCAGACAAUGAACAUCCUCCCGAUGGAGCUGUACAAGGAGUUUGCGGAGUACAUUACCAACAACUACCGAACACUGUGUGGAGUUCUGGAGCCUCUGUUGAGUGUGAAGAGUAAAGAGGAGGUGGCAUUUGCACUGGUGCACAUUCUUCAAAGCACGGGGAAGACAAAGGAGUUCCUGUCAGACAUGGCGAUGUGUGAGGUGGAUCGAUUCAUGGACCGAGAGCACCUGAUCUUUCGGGAAAACACACUCGCUACAAAGGCUGUGGAAGAGUACCUCAAACUGAUAGGUCACAGAUACCUCAAGGAGGCUAUAGGUGACUUUAUUCGAGCCUUAUAUGAGUCUGAGGAGAACUGUGAGGUGGACCCCAUGCGUGUCCCACCAUCAGUCCUCGCUGACCAUCAAGCCAACCUUCGAAUGUGCUGCGAGCUCUUACUCUGCAAGAUUAUCAACUCUCUCUGCAUAUUUCCUCGGGAGCUGAAGGAAGUUUUUGCCUCAUGGAGAGCCAGAUGUGCUGAGCGUGGAAGAGAGGAUCUCGCCGACAGCCUCAUCAGCUCCUCCCUGUUUCUUCGCUUCAUGUGCCCAGCCAUCAUGUCCCCCUCCCUGUUCAACUUAAUGCAGGAGUACCCUGCUGAACGCACGUCCCGCACGCUCACGCUCAUAGCCAAGGUGAUGCAGAACCUGGCCAGCUUCACCAAAUUUGGACCUAAGGAAGAAUACAUGUAUUUCAUGAAUGAGUUCCUGGAGAUGGAGUGGGGCUCCAUGCAGCAGUUUCUCUAUGAGAUUUCCAACUUGGACACCGGAGGAAAUGCAGGAGGGUUUGAGGGCUACAUUGACCUCGGCAGAGAAUUGUCCAUGCUCCACAGCUUACUGUGGGAAGUCAUGGGCCAGCUUAGCAAGGAUGCUAUACUCAAACUUGGACCCCUGCCUCGGCUGCUGAAUGACAUCAGUGUCGCUCUGAGGAACCCGCAGCUUCACAUGCCGACAAAUCACCAGCCAGACCGACCGAAGGACAGACUCUUCUCCCGCCCAUCCUUCAAUCGGCUUAUGUCCUCUGAUUUCCAAAGCCUUAUGAUGCGUGACUUAAACAGUUCAAUAGACAUCUCUCGCCUGCCGUCCCCCACUACUGGAGUGUCAGCUGUAGAAUCCCUCACAUCUAAUCUGAACAUGAGGCGCCACGCGGAACGAGACCUUCGCUCGUCGAGGGAGGUAUUCUAUGUGACGCGCCCACCCCUGGCUCGAUCGAGCCCUGCAUACUGCACAAGCAGCUCGGACAUCACAGAACCUGAUCCGAAGGUACAGCAUCAUUAUGUCCACAGUGUAAACAAAAGUGUAUCCAUGAUGGACCUUCAGGACUCUCGCAUGAACAGCAUUUCCAAUCUGAACUCUGUGGGAGACAUGCUCACUUCCUCUCAGGCCUCCAUCGCAGGUCUCGGCCACAGCUUUGGGAACCUCGGUGGUCCCCUUCGUAUGGGAGGGCAUUUGCCAAGUGGUUCAGCGGGCUCUGGUCUGAGAAUAAGCCAGAUGGGUCAUGUAGGGGGGCCCACCGAAUCCAUCUCUCAGCAACAGCAGCAGGCGGCAGCGGCUAUGCACUUCCCCCUGUCUUUCCAGAACCCGCUAUUCCAUCUGGCUGCCCAGAACUCCCCGGCUCAGUCAGCUCAGCCUCCCCCUCCUCUUCUCCUCGCCCCUGAGCCUGAGAAUGGCCAUCACGACUACCCACCGGCCUUUGGCAACAGCGCGUUCUCCCGCAGUGAGGACUUGUCCGCCCUGCGGUCACAGAGCAGUCUGGUACAGCCCAGCAUUGUCCACUCACACAGCUACAGUGAUGAUUUCACCCGGCAGAAUCAGAGCAAUGACUAUGCCUGGCACCAGCUGUCGCUGCAGGUUCAGGAGUCCCUUCAGCAGCAGCACCUGAUGGGAGUCACAUCUCAGACACCCACAGGCACAGGGACGCCCGCCUCUUUGGCCACGCCUCCAACUACAGUCCACCCUGUCCGCCAGACAUCCAUCGCCGCGCAGCACCUCAAGUCCCAGCGGUCCAUUAACACCCCAGCCACUGCCACGCCUCCAAAGGUUCGUCCACAGAGCAGAAACCUCCUCCUCAACUCCUCUGACACAAACCUAAGCGGCAGUCAGCCAAAGUCACGGCAGGCUCAGCAGCAGCAGCCGCAACAGCAGCAGCAGGUGCAGCAGCAAAUGCCGCAGACGCAACAGGAUGGGCAGCUGUCGGUGACAGACAGUCCAGCUCCUGGGCUCCCGUACCAGACGAGCUCCGCCAAAGAGAACCAAGUCCCGCCAGCAGCUGCAGAGGAGGCAACAGACACGCCCACAAAAAGCACCAAGAAGUCUCAGCAGUCACAGCUGCAGCCACCACAGCAGCAUCUGCUCAAGCCAGUUGUCAAUAAGCAGGGUUCUCAAUCCACUCUGAACACUCCGUCCAUGAACGAGCGGACGGUUGCCUGGGUGUCCAACAUGCCACAUCUGUCUGCUGACAUCGAGAGCCUGCGGCCGGACCGUGAGGGCCAGCUGAAAGAGUACUCAAAGAGUAUGGAUGAGUCACGACUGGAAAGGGUAAGAGAAUACGAAGAAGAAAUUCACUCGUUAAAAGAGCGGCUGAAGAUGUCUCAUCGCAAACUUGAAGAAUAUGAGCAGCGACUUCUGUCGCAGGAACAACAGACAAACAAGAUCCUGCAGCAGUAUCAGAACCGCCUGGAAGACAGCGAGCGGCGCCUGAAGCAGCAGCAAAUGGAGAAGGACUCUCAAAUCAAAGGCAUCAUCAACAGUCUAUCAGCCAGGGAUAUGGAUCCUGACUGCCAGUUCCAAAGUGACCAGAGUUCAUGAUGGUCACUUCAGUGUAAGAAGACUGACUCAGACCCUUCCCCCAUCAAGACAAAGCUCUGCAGUGGAUCCAGCAGGACUACUGGAGGCGUCAUCUCACAUUCUUAAAUAAAUACUGACAAAAAAAAAAAUCUUGCACAUAUUCAAACUUAGCCUGUACCAGAACUUGACAAUCAGCUUAGCAUGAGGACCAAUGUGGGAAGUGAAUCUUCUUAUGAGCCAGUGCCACAACAAUGGCAAUACUGUACCUAAUGAGUUUCUUUAUUUAAUUGGAAAAAGUAAGAAGAGGUGUGCAAAACUCUGGGGGACAAAGAUGUAUUCAUGGUGUUCCCUCCUACGAGCAACACGGUUGCUUCUCACUAAGGUGGCUGCAGACAAAAAUGUAAAAUAGGCUUUUUAUAAGCACAAUAUCUCUUCAUGGU